Molecule: messenger RNA, 528 nt
Organism: Puccinia graminis f. sp. tritici CRL 75-36-700-3
Lineage: Eukaryota; Fungi; Basidiomycota; Pucciniomycetes; Pucciniales; Pucciniaceae
Exons: 1
Coding region: 1-528 (175 amino acids)
Source: RefSeq, a predicted model, not a curated record
AUGUCUCAGGAAAUAUCUGAGGUCAGGCCGGACUUGCCGGACUUGACCAUCCCAGCCCCUUUGAAUCAAGCCGCAGAUUCCUCAUCUACUCCAAAGCCAAAACAAAACCGCCGUACCAAUGCCGAGAUGGAGAUCUACAGGGCGAGCCAAGAAAUCGAGAAAUCGACUUCAAAGAAAACCAACAACGAGCAAGAGUUCAAAUAUUGGGUUCCAACUGCUAGACGCUUGGCUGCCCUCAAGAAAAAUUCUAAUGCACACCGUUCAGCAGCAAAGCCAGCAACUAGUACGAGCAGAACUGCAGACACCAAUCCUCAGUUUAUUGCGACUGACUAUCAGCUUAUUUGUAGUUACCUUGAAGAUCCCCAACACUACACCCAAAUAUAUGGAAAUGGUACUAGAACAUCGGUUGGCCCUCAAUCUUCAACUAAGGGUGCAGCAUACGAUGUGUUUGCUAUCUACAUGAACGAACAGACCAACAAACGACUUCACCUUGAUGGGAAGCUCCUCCGACAACAGAUCGAGGCUUAA